Molecule: messenger RNA, 1503 nt
Organism: Dujonia railenensis
Lineage: Eukaryota; Fungi; Ascomycota; Pichiomycetes; Serinales; Debaryomycetaceae
Source: the annotation of a GenBank genome assembly
AUGUUGGUUCCACCUGAUAACUUCGGUGUAGUCGAGGAAGGCAUCUAUAGAUGUUCCAAGCUCGAAUCGGAUCAUUUUCCGUUUCUAGAAACGUUGAAAUUGAAGUCUCUAAUUGUGUUGGAUGCCGAGAAGCCUCCAAGACUAUUGAAGACAUUCAUAGAGAGCAAUAACAUUGAACUAUACAACUUAGGAGGGUUGAAGAUAUCGAACCACUACCAUACUGGAGCAAAUUCCAGCUUGGGGAAAGAUGAUGACGAUGGAGAUGAUGUGAGUUCAAUACAUAGCAACAGAAGGAUAAGUAGCUCAAACACAAACGAAAUUGAGUUGAUAAAUAUCGGAGACACAACCACAGGUGGUAGCAAUGGUGAUUCAGAUAAGAAGAAAAACGAUCAAUGGAUGUUAAUAGAAAAGAACCUUAUCCUCAGAGCAUUUGAAUUGCUUCUCAAUAAGAACAGGCAUAAUUUGCUUCUUGUGGAUUCGACACUGACCUUGGUGGGGAUCCUUAGGAAGAUACAAAAGUGGAAUUUCAAUUCCAUAGUGAAUGAGUAUAGGAUAUAUACCGGAGCACCAAGCAAGAGCAAUUACUAUGCAGAGAAUUUCCUUGAGUUAAUACAGCCUGAGUUGAUUCCAUUCGAGAUAGAGCAGUUGAAUAAAAGACAACAGGAACAGAGCAAUGUCAACAACAAUAUAAGCAACGGAAAUAGACCUUCGAUACUGACUCUGCCACGAAAUAUUGGGAUACCUUCGCCAAGGAAUGAAACUUUGAGAGAUUCUCUGAUGGGAAACUACUUUGGCCAUCAAAUACUGUAUGAACCUACAUUUAUUGAGCUAGACGAUGACGUUGACGUUGACGAAGACGAUGAGCUCACAGACGACGACUUACUUUCUGCAUCUCCACAAAUUCCUGCCAACUUGUUGAAACUCGUAGAAAAGAGAAAGAACGAAAAAGCCAAUAGAUCGAACCUGAAUGAAAGUGAGGAUAUGGACAAGCUUGGCAGCGGCUCAUCCGCAAGUGGUGGUAGAAGGAGGAUAACCCCUGGAUCUUCCCCUAAACUCCACUCCUCGUUGAAGCGUAAUAGUAUAACGAAUGAGAUGUUCUUCUCCACAGCACUAGGAGGACGUAGAAGAUCAUCUGUGGAUGCUAAGUUGCGGCCCAUCAACAGUACCAACAAUACGAAAUUCAGAAGUGGAUCCAAUAUUGGGAUUGGCUCCUUUUCAGAAGCAACGCUUCCAUCAUCUUUUCCUGGAGUUAGAAGACUUUCCAAAGGUAAGAAUGAUCCGACGUAUGCAAACUUUGAAAACUUGAGCUUGCAGGAAAUACAGAACAUUCGAGAGAAGUACGAUUUCAAAUUCUACAAGAACUUACAUAAAUACACCAUCAAGUAUGAAAACGUAAACGUUAUAAAGAUAAAGCUACCUCCAGAUGAGAAAUUACCCUCUUGGUUUAUCAAGAAUCGUGAUUUUUGGGAAUCAAGUUUCAGGAAGAUGAAUCAUAUAGUAUAG